GGAUAUUUCCAUUGUAUAACCAAAGGAGACACACCGCUACAUACUUUACAUUUGGAUCAUUUAGGACCCAUGGACAGCACCUCCAAGCAGUACAAAUUCAUUUUGGCAAUGGUAGAUGGUUUUUGGAAAUUUGUGUGGUUGUUUCCAACGAAGUCCACAGGUCAGGAAGAAGUAAUUAAAAGACUCAACGAAUGGACAGACAUUUUUGUAUUUCCCGAGAGGAUCAUAAGUGACAGAGGGGUGGCCUUCACAUCAAACGCUUUUAAAGAAUUCCUUCGAUCAAACGAUGUAGAGCAUGUACUGUCAACCACAAAAGUAGCAAGGGGCAAUGGCCAAAUCGAACGAGUUAACCGUUGUAUCCUGUCUAUUAUCGGAAAAAUAUCAGCAGAUGAACCCACGAAAUGGUAUAAAGGGGUUUUUAAAGUACAAAAGGCUAUUAAUACAACGAUGCAUUCAUCAACGAAAAUGUCACCUUUUGAAGUCCUGUUUGGAACGAGAAUGCGUAACCAUAUAGAUGACCGUUUGCUGGAUAUAUUACAGGAGGAACAAGUAGAUCAGUUCAACGACGAGCGUCAAAAGCUACGACAAGAGGCUAAGAUUAAUAUAGAGAAGGCGCAAGCGACUUACAAGAGGAACUAUGUAAGGAAAGGCGAAGCUAUCUACCAAGUUGGCGAUAUGGUAGCUAUCAAGAAAACGCAGUUUGUAGCGGGCCGUAAAUUGGCAAGUCAGUUUUUGGGACCCUAUGAAGGAUCAAAGCUAAGCGCAACGGCCGGUACGAUGUAAAGAAAGCGACCAAUGGUGAAGG
Drosophila willistoni is the source of this 805-nucleotide messenger RNA. RefSeq lists its product as uncharacterized. The transcript has a single exon. The record is from RefSeq and is a predicted model, not a curated record. Bases 70 to 783 code for a protein of 237 amino acids. Gene Ontology annotation, molecular function: nucleic acid binding. Gene Ontology annotation, biological process: DNA integration. Lineage: Eukaryota; Metazoa; Arthropoda; Insecta; Diptera; Drosophilidae.